CCCGAGUUUUCCCUCCAAAAUCCAAAAUAGGUUUUCUGUCUGUGAGCUUAGAAGUUGAAUCGAUCGUUAUCAUCAACGAAUUUAAUGCUCACUCUCCGUACCUUUUGUGACGAUCCAUCUAUAUGAAUUAUGAAGCACCUCAUCUUUUGAUCCCCAAAUCUUAAUCUAUGCUCCUUCGCCAACUCCCACUCUCCCAAUCGCCGCCGCCGCCUAAGCGUUGCCGAUAUUCUUCUCUCCGACGAAGACCAAGGCGGCGCUGAUUUCAUGGAUGGCGUCCGAGAAACACCGCCACCAAGACGUGGUUCUCCGUCUACCAAGUGCUGUUCGCCACGGCGGCUUGUUGCUUGGUUGCUGACGUUGCUGAGGCCGAACAAGGAGCAUAGAAUUGCGCGACGGCGGCUGAACGAGGAGGAGGACGCGCCGACGUUGCCGAUGAUUGAACUAAAUGGUAGCGAGGAAUCGAGACAGUUACAUGGGAAUGAUACUUCUUUUAAGCUAGGAGUUGGUUGUGGUUUUCUAUAUCUGAUUGCAGCAAGUAAAAAUGAACUUGGCAAGAUGGCUGAGUUGCGGAAAGAAAUGGAAAUGCUUCUUCAAAAUGUGAAAGGAGAACUGAAAAGUAAAGAUGCGCUUCUUAAGCCAUUGAAACAAAGUGAUGCUCUUGCCUGUUCCAUCACUGACAUUCAAGAAGCUUCUAGCUCUAGUAAUUAUAUUUCAGUUCAUUCACAAACACCAUAUGCUCACCCAAUUCCAGAAAGCGAUAUGUUUCAUAAUUGUUUUCUAGAAUAUAAGAUAAGUGAACAAGAUAAAUGUGCAGAAGAAAUAAAUGAGCUCCAGGCAGAAUUUGAAAUUGAGUUACAACGGUUGCAAUUGCAUUUGGAUGGUGAAGCUGCAUUUGCUGAUGAACAACAAGAAAGAGUAAAGGUAACCGUAAAGGACUCUCGUUCAACAAGCCAUCGUUCAAGUUUUGGAGAAAUAAUGAUGGAACCUCAGGGGGCAAGUUCUGAUGUAUCAUUUGGAGUCCCUCCAGUUGAACUGGAGAGAAGAUUGCAUGAACUACUUGAAACAAGACUGCAAGAACGGAUUACAGAGCUGGAAUCUGCUUUGGAAUGUACCACGCAGAAGCUUAUUGAAAAAGAGAGAGAGGUUACUUGGUGUAAAGACACCGCACGACUUAUCUCACAACAUGUUCCAGAAACUUCUCGGUUUACUUUUCCAAUUGAUCCUGAAACUGCUUUGAAGUUGAGUCAAGUUUUGGGAUAGCUUUUGAAGUCUGAAGUUGAUUUCCUGGCAGUGCAAUUUAAUUACCUGUUGCUUCAUUAUUUUGUCAAAUUUAUGGUUUAGAUCUCUGGAGGAAAUGAUUUGGAGAAUGAUUUUCAAUAGCUUUGGUGAAUUGAAGGGAGCCAAAAUAGCUGUCUAUUGUAGAGCAGUCGUCGAGAUGUGUCUAUCUGAUUCUCUUCUUGUGGAGCCUAUUGGGAUUAUUAUACUUAUUGCUAGAUUUAAGGAGAGGUGACUGUAAGCAACUGCAGUUAAAUAUAUCUGGAUUUAGCAACGAACAAGAGUUCUAGGUAUUGACUCAUUUCAGCUAUUUGCAGAAAAUCCCAUGUAUAGUGGCUUAACUUUUAAUGAUCCGUUAUCUUGUUCAAAC
Molecule: messenger RNA, 1645 nt
Organism: Gastrolobium bilobum
Lineage: Eukaryota; Viridiplantae; Streptophyta; Magnoliopsida; Fabales; Fabaceae
Product: protein POLAR LOCALIZATION DURING ASYMMETRIC DIVISION AND REDISTRIBUTION-like
Exons: 3
Coding region: 265-1260 (331 amino acids)
Biological process (GO): asymmetric cell division
Source: RefSeq, a predicted model, not a curated record